Astyanax mexicanus (Mexican tetra) is the source of this 5366-nucleotide messenger RNA. Its product is annotated as zinc finger protein 804B. The transcript is spliced from 4 exons. The coding region runs from base 1187 to 5056 and encodes 1289 amino acids. Lineage: Eukaryota; Metazoa; Chordata; Actinopteri; Characiformes; Acestrorhamphidae. The record is from RefSeq and is a predicted model, not a curated record. Gene Ontology annotation, cellular component: nucleus.
UGGACCUACUGGACAGCGGAGCCGCCACACACCGGGCCGCUGUCCGCGGUGCUGAACCCAGAACUCAGAGCAACCCAGCGAGUUAACAGCCUUCCAACUCUUACAGUCCUGAUAUUAUAUCACAUUCAGCGCACAGGUGGGGGUUAGACCCCCUUCAUCUGAGAUAACUGUGGAUAUAAACGCUGAGUGAGAUUCUCCUCACUGAACCACAGCCCCAAAAAUACAGCCCACAUUCAGUGGCUUAUUGCUCCCCCUCUAAUCCCGCCUCAGCGAGAGAGCGAGAGACAGAGAGAGCGAGAGAGAGAGAGAGAGAGAGAGAGAGAGAGAGAGACAGCGCUAUAAGCCAUAUCCCACUCUGUGCAGCGCGCGGAUUGUCAGUGGGAAUUUGGUAGCAACCUCGAGCUCAUGCAAAGAAAAAGAGCAAGAGAGAGAGAGUGAUACAAAUAGAGGGAAAGAGUGGGUGAAGCGCGAGACGUUUGGCUUUAAACAAGGCACAAGACAAGACGGGGGCUCGACCGGAAACAAGUAGGAUCUUGAUCACCUUGAUCACCAUCAUCAUCACCAUUAUCAUCAUCAUCAUCCUCUCAACGUCCCAAAGAAAUACAGGAGUCAGGCUGCGCGCGGGAAUCUGCAAACCUGCAUUUCACCAAACAGGCACGACUUGGGACGCUCUGGGGGAGUGCACGGACCUCCUGAAGCAUCUGAACAAGUGCACGAGACCAGUUUAGCCGGGAACAUCUAAAACAAACAAACAAACAACCAAACAAAAAGACAAAGAAGUAAAAUAGAAAAGAAUAAUAACACUUAAACCGCAGCUGCAGAAGAGCGUGCGUACGAGAGAGAGAAAGAGAGAGAGAGAGAAAGAAAGAGAACAAAAAAGAGAAAGAGCUUCUCUGAAGAAAAAGGAGGGAAAAGAGGAGGAGGAAGAAGAAGAGGGAAAGGAGGAGGAGAGUAAGGAGGACAAGGAGGAGGAGGAGGAAAGAAGCUGUCGUCUCCGCGACUGGCACGAGUUCGCAUUUGCAUUCGACAUAAGCGCCCCCCACACGAGGAGCGAGAGGAGCGCGUGAGUGCGAGAGGACCGCGCGCAGGAUGUGCUAAACCCUCAACCGACACAGCGCGAGCUGCGCGAAUCCCCCGAACCCCCUCCGCGCGCGCGCGCUCCGGCUGAUGGGUGACGGUGGGCCGGAUGGCGUGCUAUUACCUGGUGAUCAGCUCCACGCAUCUCAGCAACGGACACUACCGGAGCAUUAAAGGAGUUUUCCGCGGGCCGCUGUGCGCGAACAGCCGGGGACAGUCGCCGGACUAUGCCGAAAAGGAAAAAGCCAUAGCCAAAGCACUGGAAGACCUGAAAGCGAACUUUUACUGCGAGCUCUGUGACAAGCAGUACCACAAACACCAGGAGUUCGACAACCACAUCAACUCCUAUGACCACGCGCACAAGCAGAGGCUGAAGGAGCUGAAACAGAGAGAGUUUGCACGUAACGUCUCAUCUAAGAGCUGGAAGGAUGAGAGGAAGCAGGAGAGAGCACUCAAACGGCUCCAUCAACUUGCCCUGCUCAAGCAGCAGAGGGACAGCGACAAGGGAAGGAGUUCAAAGUUAAGAGCUCCAGCCAGAGCAGAACCUCCGAAUGGCAGCGAUAAACCAACCUCCAGGCAUAAAUCAUCUCAUCAAGGCCAAAAUGAUCCGCUUUCCUCUCCAGACACAACCCCGAGGGGUUCCACCUACAAGGAUCAGUGCCCUCACCAGGCUCGAUGUUCUUCACCUGUCACUCAGGUCUCAAAAGACCACCGGCGCCCUAGGACAGGGGUCUCUUUCUGUUUCUCCAGGCGGGCUCAGUUAAAACUGGAUUCUUGUGCAUCAGUGUUCAACGAUGGCUUGGAUGAGGCCAGUGACUUGCAGGAGCUCCAGAGACAGAGGCAAAGACUGGCACUACAGGCUCUCUGGUCUCGAUCCCCUUCACCUGUGCAAGGUGAGGAAGACCAGAGCAUUCCCCUGGAUCCAACAGCACUGGGCAACAGCCCUCUGCCAAGAAGUUGCCAGCCAGAUCAGACUGAUCAGGGGGACAGCCUAGAGAUCAGAGUGAACUACUGCACUACAGAGCCAGAGAGGCAAGGCUCACACAAUCUUGACACGCAUGGUCUGGAAACUGAGAGGCAGCCAGCUGGUACAGAAGCCAGAGCAGCAGAUCAAGGCCAGAAACCCAGGCAAAACUGGGCUAAUGGGGAAAGGGAAUUGGUGGAGAGAACCAGCCUGAGGAGCCCUGGCCCUCCUGAUGAUACACAGAGUGCAGUGGAUUCUGACCAACUUCACACAAACAAAGUCUCGCAUCAAGACUUACAGAAAGACAAAAAAUGUGACACUGUGAAUGUCGAGCACUGCCUAUCGGAGACAGAGUUAACAGACGAUAGCUUGAGCAGUAAAACUCUUUCUUUCUUUCAUGUUCUCAGCAAGGAUGGAACGACACUGAAAUGGCCUUCUGAGCUUGUGCACUACACUUCCGAUAAGCCCCGUGUGUCCUACAGCUGCAACCCACUUUGCUUGAGUUUCAAAUGUGCAGAAAGCAAAGAAAAAGGUAACGAGGCAGUACAGACAGAUGUUUGCACUGCUUCCGGCCUCCCAGACCAACCUGACAGAGCUGAGGAGCAGGACUGCAAUGUUCUGGAAGAUAAAUUAGGCAUUUUAAAACCAAAGAGACCCAAAACCAGGCGGCGGAGGAUGCGAGCUCGUAGGCGUAAAUUAGAUGCUGUCAGGAGGCACCGGGUGGGCUGUGCACUCGGCUCCCAGACGCCUGCCAGAGGACGCUUUGAAUUCAAAGGCACCCCAGCAGAUGAGCGAUGCACCAAGCAGGGAUGCAACGAGAAAAGGCGCAAACUUGGGAAGAGGAGGAGAUCAGUGAGGGAUGAGGUCACGAAUGAAAGUGACACUCCAGAACUAAGCUUGAAAAGCAUAGUUGUGAACUCCCUUUCAGCACCGGCAAGGCAAAGACGGAAGCGCCGGAGGUUGCAGUCUGCUCGUCGUUGCUCUGUAAAGUGCAAGGCUAUUCCACCCACUACUGCUCACUGCACAGUGGGGGGCGAGGAUGAUUUCCCGUGGUGUGACAACUUUUUUGAGACCAAAUACGAUGCUAGUGUGACCCCCUGCAGUGACAAGUCCAGCUCGUGGGGCGUCCUGUCAGAUUUGAGCUCCGAUGGGGAAUGGCCUGCUUGCAAUUGGGGAAGGAGCUCUUGUUCUCCUGGGUCAGCUUCCUCUUAUUCCUGGAGGAGAGGACACAGUCAGCCCUGGUCUUACAUCAGAAAAUCCAGUUACAGCUUCCCUUACUACGGUUACAGGCACAUGUCAGACAGUCCAGGUAGAGACACUGAAUACAGAGAGGACUACUGGGAUUACAGAGACUCGGAAAUCUGCAGAGAGAAGAAUUACUCUGGCGUUUGUGACAGCCCCUGUAUUAUAGAGGGGAGAUAUAGUAUUAGACAGCCUAAGAGAGCUCUGAGUGAGAAUAGACAUAGAUAUCGAAAUAGAAGAAAGCUAAGCACAAAGAGAAUAUGUUUCUACAGGGUCUAUGACAGCCCUGAACGCCAGGACACAGAAGGAGAUUGGUGGUGCGAGAGGCCCAAUCCCAGCCCUGACAAUAGGAGGCUUAGAGAAAGAGAGAGAUUCUGGUUAAGUCCAGAUAUCAAUCGAGGUAGGGAGUAUGAGAGAUCUAGCCCUGGGUCCAGACUUAGUCCGGCUUCCUCUAGUUCCACCAGCAUUUCAGACCUCAGUGGAGAUUGCAGCUCUCACAUUAAGCCAUCGUAUUCAGGUCACAGCCAAAAUCAUCACAGCAACUUUUCAUGGCCAGCUGAGAAAUCAUCAAGGACAAAAACUUCUCCAGAUUCUCCACUAAGACAGAAAAGUUCCUCACCCACACUCUUUCAAAGGACUGUUGAAAAAGUAGAACCCAUUCGCACAGAGAGUCAACCUGCUGUUUUCAAUCCGAUUCCUAAAAAAAAGCAGGAAACAGUUACACACAACUUGAAUUCCACAGAUUUGUCAAAUCAGAACAUGGGAUCUCCUGAUAAAAAGCUCACAACCAACAGAACUCGUACCCUUUCACUCCCAUUGAUUGGUAAACUCCCUUCGAUUAAAAAAAAAGGCAUAAGACUUCAGAAAGAGAAAAGUAGCAGUUGCUGUAACCAAGACCAAACAUCAACCAAACAUGGUCCAUUAAAACCUGAAAGCCAAGUAGUACCCAAAACUAGACAUAAUUUAGAGGCAGAAAGAUCUGAUUCAAACUCUUCCCAAGCUUGUGCGCUGAGGAAACCGCCAGAACUUUGUACAACAGUAGAGAUAAAAGACAUUUCCUUGCCUCAUGAAAAGUUAAAGAAAACUUCAGACCCUUCAGAAAAUCAGCCACAAAGGUGCUCCACCCCUCCCUUGAUAGAGCGGCCAAUAACGUUUACGGAGGACGAGAUUGAUAAGUAUAGACUUCUCCAACUUCAGGCCCAGCAGCACAUGCAGCAGCAAACUCUCCAAGAGCAACAGGACAACAUGCCGAGACAGCCAACAACACCUGUGGAUGUGCCUCCAAUACACCACAUACCUAUACCUGCCCAAGAUCCCUCAAACCAGCCUGUAACUGCGCCAUGCCUUCCAUAUGCCAUCCUUCAACACGGAGCACUCUCAGCCUUCUCCACUUCCAUCCCCUCUCCUGCCUCCUCCUUCACAUCCCACCACUCCCCCACCACACACACGUCGCUCCAUCCAUCUCUGUCGCAGCCCCUGUUCGCUCCCCUCCCGUUCCCUGCUGCGUUCUUUCCAGCUCCCCCUGCUGCAGUGCUGGCAGCCCGUCCCCUCCAUCUGAUCCCUGCAGCGUCCCUUCACCCACACCCUCACCCUCCUGGCCUGGCAUUUCACCCUCUGACCCACACCCCCUUGCUCCCUGCUGUACUUGCUCCGACACCAAUGGCUGCUGCCGCCGCCGCCAUGGCAGCCGCUAAUACUCUGCAAAUCCACCCCCUACUUCACCCUCUGUUCCGCAGCCAGGACCUUCAGAAGCACCCUGGGCCUGCCAGCUAGUCGUGGGGGCAAAGUAGCAAAGAGGAAGGAGGUAGAAAGAUGAGAUGUAGGGCAAAAUGAUACAGAACAUUACAGAUCUACACUGUCCAGUCAGAAUAUUAUAACCACCUUCUAGUUCCUACACUGAUCUUAUAGUAGCACUUUGUUCUUCUAUAACUAGUGUGAUUGUAUUAAAUCAUAUUCCUCUUAAUAUUAUUUCACCAAUUUUUUUGGGGAGUAAACCUUCAGUAACCCUGUAUUCAUAAUGCAUUAUGAGUGCAUUCAUAAUGCACUAUAUGACAUGCAUAAUACCUUAUAAUGACUGUAAUAA